CAGGUGGGGCCGGCAGAUUUUUUUUUUUCUUCUUCUUCUUCUUCUUCUGCGCAUGCGGAAACCGCUGCCCGCUCCCACCACUAACCCAGGCCGAGAGUAGCUGCUGUUUCUGAGCUGACGAUUCGUGAGAAGGCCUCUUGCGCGCUUCCCCUUUGCUUUCCUUUCGGCGGGCCUUUCCAGUACCUCAGCGACGUUUAGAGCGUGGCCCGUUCUCGUCUUCUCUCUUGGCUUCCUGCAGAGGUGACUGCCGUUGAUUCAAGAGUUCGCUGUCGAAAGUGCCGGCCCCCGCGCCGGUGCCGGGAGCAGCCGGGUGGGAAGGCUCAAGAUGGCGUGCUUAUUGGAGACCCCAAUCCGCAUGAGCGUCCUCUCGGAAGUAACAGCUAGCAGUCGCCACUAUGUUGACAGGCUAUUUGACCCUGAUCCCCAGAAAGUUCUACAAGGUGUCAUAGACAUGAAAAAUGCUGUAAUUGGAAACAACAAACAGAAAGCCAACCUCAUUGUUUUAGGAGCUGUUCCAAGGUUGUUGUACUUACUUCAGCAAGAAACCUCAAGCACAGAGCUAAAAACUGAAUGUGCAGUGGUAUUGGGAAGUCUUGCUAUGGGUACUGAAAACAAUGUCAAGUCUCUAUUGGACUGCCAUAUUAUCCCUGCCUUACUGCAAGGACUCCUGUCUUCAGACCUGAAGUUUAUUGAAGCUUGCCUCCGGUGCCUGCGCACUAUCUUCACGAGCCCUGUCACUCCCGAGGAGCUUCUGUACACAGGGCCAGAUCAUCAAACAAUUUUAUUUAACCAUGGUGCAGUUCAGAAUAUUGCUCACCUACUAACCUCAGUCUCCUACAAAGUUCGAAUGCAAGCCCUGAAAUGCUUCUCAGUUUUAGCUUUUGAAAACCCCCAGGUAUCAAUGACCUUGGUAAAUGUUUUGGUUGAUGGAGAAUUGUUACCACAAAUUUUUGUGAAGAUGUUACAGAGGGAUAAGCCUAUUGAGAUGCAGCUCACAUCAGCAAAAUGUUUAACUUACAUGUGUAGAGCUGGAGCAAUUCGGACAGAUGACAACUGUAUUGUAUUAAAGACGUUGCCUUGUUUGGUUCGAAUGUGCAGUAAAGAGAGAUUACUGGAGGAGAGAGUUGAAGGAGCUGAGACUCUUGCAUAUCUGAUUGAACCAGAUGUUGAGCUACAGAGAAUCGCUAGCAUAACUGAUCACCUCAUUGCCAUGCUUGCCGAUUACUUCAAAUAUCCCAGCUCAGUGAGUGCCAUCACUGAUAUUAAAAGGCUUGAUCAUGACUUAAAACAUGCUCAUGAACUCCGCCAGGCUGCAUUCAAGCUCUAUGCCUCUCUAGGAGCAAACGAUGAAGACAUCCGGAAGAAGAUCAUUGAGACUGAAAAUAUGAUGGACCGAAUUGUGACUGGCUUGUCAGAGUCUAGUGUCAAGGUGCGGUUAGCUGCCGUCAGGUGUUUGCACAGUUUAUCCAGAUCUGUGCAGCAGCUUCGAACCAGUUUCCAGGAUCAUGCCGUAUGGAAACCUUUAAUGAAGGUUUUACAAAAUGCACCCGAUGAAAUCCUAGUAGUAGCAUCCUCCAUGCUAUGUAAUCUGCUUCUUGAAUUUUCUCCAAGCAAAGAGCCGAUUUUAGAAUCAGGAGCCGUAGAGCUACUUUGUGGAUUAACCCAGAGUGAAAAUCCUGCUUUACGGGUGAACGGAAUUUGGGCUUUAAUGAAUAUGGCAUUUCAGGCUGAACAAAAAAUAAAAGCUGAUAUUUUACGAAGCUUGAGUACUGAACAGCUAUUCCGGUUAUUAUCCGAUUCUGAUUUGAAUGUACUGAUGAAGACAUUGGGACUUCUUAGAAAUCUUCUCUCUACUCGUCCACAUAUAGAUAAAAUAAUGAGUACUCAUGGAAAGCAAAUUAUGCAAGCCGUCACCCUUAUUCUGGAAGGGGAACAUAACAUAGAGGUCAAAGAGCAGACACUGUGCAUCCUGGCCAACAUAGCGGACGGGACAACGGCAAAAGAGCUUAUUAUGACCAAUGAUGACAUACUGCAGAAAAUCAAGUAUUACAUGGGUCAUUCACAUGUCAAACUGCAGCUUGCUGCGAUGGUUUGUAUAUCAAACCUCGUAUGGAAUGAAGAGGAAGGUUCACAAGAACGCCAGGAUAAAUUACGAGAUAUGGGCAUCGUAGAUAUUUUACAUAAAUUGAGUCAGUCACCAGAUUCAAACCUUUGUGACAAGGCAAAGACGGCACUGCAGCAGUACCUGGCGUGAUGGGCGGCGUCCCGGGCACCUGCGAACACCCCACAUCCUUGUUAAGGAAGUACAGGAACUAGCCUCAUUUGAUUCCUUCUAUUUGCACAAGUCACCUUGGACUGCAGGGAGCUGUUUUGCAAAAGCAAUUUAGUAGCUUAGAUCUCAGAUUCAUCUUGAGGAUUUAUUUUUUUUUUUGAGGUAGUAAUUGCCUCAGAGGACUCUUGUGCUUUGGGGUUUUUUGUUGUUGUUGUUGUUGUUUUCUGAGCUACCUGGACUCUUUAUUAGAACAAUCAGUCAGCAUUUUCCUUUGGACCUACAAUUUUUUGCCUAUGCUGCAGCCACUUUGUGGGUGAAAAUGACUGUGUCUGCACACACAGGCAUGUGUGUAAGGUGUGUAUGUACAUGUGGGUCAGUGUGGAGGUGUGUGUGAGAGUGAGUGUGAGGGAUACCUCAGAAUUUUCUUUUCUUAUUUUGUGUGAAAAUCUCUUUUAUACAGAUUUUCCAGGGUUUAAGCAUUGCUUGCUGUAUAAAAAAAACUUUACUGAAUUAUAUACAGUUUGAAUGAAAUGUUAUUUUAAAAACAAAUUAAUUGUUAAGUGUUCCAUAAAAGUUAUGUUAAAUUUUGGUCAGAUGAAUAUUUGUAAGUAAAAAAAAAAUAUAUGCAUUUCUGAACCUCAACUUACAUAGAUUUUCUUUAUAAAAAAAAUAAAAAACAAAAAAAGUUGAAAAAGUUGGCUAUAGUUGGCCUGAGUAACAGCCACUAUACAUGGUGCUGUGCAAAAUAGUGAGCUCGCAUCUUACUGCCGUCAGUUUUAGCAGGCACAGAGCCUUUGUUCAGCCGAAUUCACUUCAGUUCUCAGGCUUCCAAGGCAGAUGGACAGGGUGGCGUGGAGUGAGGCAGCACUCACUGUAGGAUUGUGAAACCUCUAAGGGAAGUGUACUACUGAUUGUGUAAGAGCCCAGCCAUGGCUAAGGUUGGCCACUCAUGACAGAACCUGGGCACCUAGAGCCCUCUCACGGCCCCACCUCCUGUCAAUGGCGUGACAGCAUCCAGCAGGAGUAGCGAGCAGUCACGGAUCUUUUCAUCUUCCUGGAAACAAAGUCAGCUCACCUGUGCUUCCUGAACAGUAUCUAUCACUGUGAAACUAAAGAAUGGCCUGCAGACCCCUGGGUAGAAAGAAGCCAAGAACAGGAUAGCCAUUCUCAGCAAACAACAUCCGAGCCGCUCAGGACUGAUGCUCAGUGUGCUUUUGUAAAAUGAAUUCAAAUUUUUAGUAAAAGAUGCAGCUAAGAACUUUUCCAGCAUGAAGCUAGAAGCACUCAAGUUGAGAGAAGGAAAGGGAAUCUCUGAAGAUAACUUGUUUUUACAGCAAGUACUGCUUAACCCUCUGCAGCCCAUAGCUGGCCACCUACUUCUUGGUUAGCUUCCAGGCAGAACUCAACAGAGGUUGCUCUUGACUGUUGGAAGGUAGAACCAGCUUCUCUUUCCAUUUUGCUAAAGAGGGUCAGAGUCCCUGCAUGUAGGGAGCAAGGUCUGUGGCCCCGAAGUUCUCGGUGAGUAUGUGCCCUGGGGGGCCCAGGCCCAGGCCCACCUGCCUCACUUGGUGGUGGUGUUCGUGUCUCAUCUGCCCUGUCACCAACCUGCACCUUCCUUGGAAAAGCUUAAAUGUGUUUGAUUGCAAAGGAAUGUUUUAAAAAUGUAUUUAAUGCAAGUUUUCCUGGUUUCAACAUGACCUCCCAAAAUUCAAACACAGAGAUUUCUAUGUUGUUAUUUUUUCAGAACAUCAUUGAUUUUAAAAUCUGUCGAAACAGAGACUUAGGUUUUGUGCAGACAUCAGAAUGCUAGUAUGGGGAAGUCAGUUAAACAAAAUCCUAGCUUGUGGGAAAUAAAGCCUUACUCAGGCCCACUCACUGUAGUUUCUAGUACUAAGAAAAUAUCCUGGGUUGGCACUUGGAGCAUAAAAGACUGUAGAGUUGAUGUUUAAAUUACCAGGUAAAUAUAAAGAAACCAAUAAUGAAUUGCUGAGACAAUCUUGAGCCCAAAUAGUAUCAGAAAGCUGAAGGCCCAAUGAAAUGACAUGUUCACACUGAACACUCUGGGGAUAAAUCUUGCCUAUGGGCAUGAACAGAUGGUCAAAUAAAAAGUGCUUUAUUAUAAUUAACUUUUUUCUGACUUAAAUGAAGGAAAAUGUAUUUAUUUAAACAAAGCUAUUUGCUGCUUCACGCAGGUGCAGUGUUCAGUUAGCAAGGAAGUGGGAAGAAUGGGACGUGGUCUUGUAUCGACACCCGAGUUCUUAACUAAGCUUCUGGUUCUCUCUAAUACUGCAUUCUGUUUCUCCUUUUGUGCCCUGAUUGUAACCCAAAAUUUAUGAACUAGAAAAGAAUGUCCAAUUUAAUAAGUUGCAUUUUUUUUUUCUUAAGCACUUUAUUCAGAACAAUACAUGUUCUUUCUGGUAGUGUUUGGAUAAUAUGAUUUUAACACAUGCUAAUAAAAGCCAAGAAAAAUCAUGGCAACAUCUAAAAA
Chrysochloris asiatica (Cape golden mole) is the source of this 4760-nucleotide messenger RNA. RefSeq names its product armadillo repeat containing 8 (gene ARMC8). Lineage: Eukaryota; Metazoa; Chordata; Mammalia; Afrosoricida; Chrysochloridae. The record is from RefSeq and is a predicted model, not a curated record. The transcript has 21 exons. Gene Ontology annotation, molecular function: protein binding. The coding region runs from base 326 to 2254 and encodes 642 amino acids. Gene Ontology annotation, biological process: proteasome-mediated ubiquitin-dependent protein catabolic process. Gene Ontology annotation, cellular component: GID complex.